GUAAUAAUGUAUCUUUAACAGUAUUCUUGAAUAUGUCUUUGCAAAUACAACAUUAGUGUUGAACUUGUAUCUACAAUGACUUGGGAGCGAUCUUGGCUGUCAAAGGGAUGCAGUCUUGUGCAAAAUGACACAUGUGUUGGGCUGGACAGUCCAAACCUGUUUUUUGGUGGACUGGAGGCGACAAUAACAAACCACCUGCGUGUCAGACCAGGACUUACGAUGGGCCAGAAAACAGCCCCUGGACUUGUGAUUCCAAUCUCUAGUGUGCGUUUUUUGAUGGCUGGAUGCAUCUCCGUGACAAAAAACAACAACAACAACACAAUCUUUCGUAGUUUCUGAUCAUUUUACGUUUUAACACUCAGACGAGGAAAACACAAUCUCAAUACGCUCAUGAGAAGAAACAGAUCUACACUGACUUGUUUUGAUCAGAACGGUCUUAGUAAUCUCGUACCUCCAAGACUCCCUUUUCCCAGGGACCCUCACUGAUGUGCUUCAGUCACAUGGAUGCGCCACGCUUGACACACAGGUGGCCCGUCUAGUUGUUUUUAAAAUCAAUGCUCCACUCAGCACAUUUUUUUAUUUUUUGUUAAAAUCAGAUACAAUUAUUCCACACAGCACGUGAUCCGUCGGUCUUGGAUCAGCAUAACCCCAUGAGAGCACGAUUUCAAAGGAUUGUUUAUCAGGGCUGCAGUUAUUUACCUUCGUUAGGAAGGCUGGGAAGUGUUUUAGAUGUUGACAGUACAAUUUGCAUAUUCUCUGCCUGUCUUUUGCAUUUAUGUAAAUUUUAAAUCUGAGAUAUGUUCAGUUUUAAGAGUGCAUCAAAGCCUUAAGCUCUCUUUUCCCUACAAAUGUUAAUGGUUAGGACAUCCUAAAGCAAACUUGUUUGUGAUCCGGUCCUGUCUUGCCAGGUGUGACAAACAGUUUUCAUCCCUGUUCUCUUGUUGAUGCGGCUUAUGGUGACAUGUUUGUUGGAAGGUGAUAUGGCGAGCGAUGGUUUUCUUAGUAGAUUUUUUUGAUCAUAUUGAUACGUUGUGACAGAAAAGCUGAUUCUUGGGAUCUCCGCUCUAGGCAGGAGGUUUUGGGUGAGAAAGCCUCUUCCUUAAAUCUACUUUUAGGUUUGCUGACACAACAUUCGUUCUCCCUCAAAAUAUUAACUGCGCUCCCUUUACUUGUUUUUAUUUCACAUCCUAUUUUCCCCUCUGAAUUAACAGAGGGGAAAAACAUGCACAAGAUUAAAAAGAAAUCACCAAAGAUCUGGCCCUAUGACUGUCUCGUUCGAGCCAGAGGAAAGACAAAGGCAGAGCAUGGUCUGGUGUGGCCCCCACUGUUGCUAUGUGUGAAGGAGUGCCGUGGCGUCAAUGGAGACCGAAGGCUAUCGUGAACUCCUGGAGACCAGUGAUGGUCAGGGGGUAGGCCUGCUGGAUGGAGGGGGCGAGGUGGGGGCAGAGGAGGGCUGGAGCACCCCCUACCCUCUGGGCUUCCAGGUAUCUUUGACCACUGUGCUGAUACUGGAGCUGGUGUUGGGUUUCAGCAGCAAUCUGACCGUGCUUGUGCUUUACUGCGCCCAGUCCAAUCUGGUGGAUUCAGUCAGCAAUCUUGUGACAGUCAACCUCCAUGUCCUGGAUAUACUGGUAUGUUUGCUAUGUCUGCCACUGACUGUCGCUGUGAUCUUGCUACCAGCCAAUGGAAGUGGAGUCAGCAGCCUUGCAACGCUGUGCUGCUUUCAUGAGGCCUGUGUCACAUUCACUAGCGUGGCUACAGCAGUCAAUGUGCUGGUGAUCAGUUUGGACAGAUACGACAUCUCAGUCCGUCCAGCCAGUCGCCUGCUGACCCCAAGGCGUGCAGCCCUGCUCCUUGCAGCAGUCUGGGCUGUGUCUCUUGCUGUUUUCUUCCUGCCUUUCCUUGAGGGGGACUUCUUCUCUUUGAGGGCUGAGGGAAGUGAGGACUUGGAAAGGCAGAAAAAUGAAUCUGAACUCUUCACUGGACUGAUGCCAUUUUUUUCCUCCCUCUCCCCCUCAUCUUUACCAUCAACUGAUCCUCCCUCCCCCUCACACCACCUGCCGCCAGUAUGGCAGAACAGGACACUGCUGUGUGUAGGCGGGCAGGGGUAUUACACAGGUCUGGCUAUGUAUUACCACUUGUUACUCCAAGUGCCAUGCUUUUUAAUCUCCGUAGUCGUCAUGUUAUUCACCUACUCCAGGAUCCUUCAGGCCCUCAACAUUCGCAUUGGCUCUCACAUGGUGAGAGGUACACGUAACAAGGACUCCACCUGCAGGAUACGCUGCAGGAGGCAGAGGAAGAAGGAAUUGAGCCUACCAACAGAGGUAGUAUCCUCCAACCAGAAUCAGAACCUCAGUCAUCCUCCUCUCAUCCCCUCACCCACCCCUACACCGACAUCACCCCCAGCAAUCUCCUCCAUGCCCCAGGGCAUGUCUGACAGUGGAGCAACAGUAACUACUGUCAGUACUGCUGCCACCACCCCCAUCGCCACCACACCAGCCACUCCUGCUUCUCCGACUCCAGCUUCAGUCUCAACCCAGACCCAAACCACCACCCCACUGCCAGCCUCCUCCAUGGGUGUACAGGCCUCAGUUUCUGCAAUCAUCGCCUUGAGGAGGGCAGUGCGUAGGCACAGGGACCGUCGAGAACGUCAACGUCGUGUCCUCAAAAUGUCCCUACUCAUCAUAUCCACCUUUAUGGGCUGCUGGGCUCCUCUGUCUGCAGUCAAUAUUCUGAUUCUGUGUCUGGGUCCCAGCGAUGGCCUGGUGCGGAUACGCCUCUGUUUCUUGGCAAUGGCUUAUGGAACCACUAUUUUCCAUCCUCUGCUCUACGCCUUCACCAGGCAAAAGCUGCGCCGUGCCCUCAAAACACGAGUAAAGAAAAGGGUAGUGUCCCUACUUCAGGUGGACCCAGCUCCAAGUGGGGGCACAGUUAUUCAUAACUCUUGGGUGGAGGGGGGAGCUCAGAGGAAGACUCGCAAGCCACGGGUGGAAGCUAGUGAUGGCACUGAUCGAUGCCUCACAGAGGCAGUGAGGGAAUGAGGCUGGUCUUGGUUGGUGUGUGGUUGUGAGUCUGAAUAUGAAGAAUUGAAUGCAUCCUACCAAUUUGCUAGAGAAGGAUUGUGUGUAUAUUAAUGCGAGAAAAAUUAGUUCCAGGUAGUUUACAAAGGUCUGAACAAAUCCAAUGACCUAUGGUUCCAUUCAUAUGCAGGGACAGGUGAGUCCUGAGCUCUCAUUAGAGCCCUCUUUCAGCUCUCCUUUCACAUGCCCUCAUUAGUCUACACCUGACUGACAAGGUGGCCACUGUGUCUCCAUAGCAACUCUGGACAACACCUUAGCCAUGGCUACUGAAAAUACUAGUGAACACCCCAUAUGCAGGAUAAGGGUUAUAUAACAGCAAACCGACAAACUAUUGCUCCUUUGUGAACUUUCAACUUGCAUGUGCAUGUAGUAUAUGCACAGACAGAUAGGCAGACAUACACACUUAUACAUAUACACAUACACACACUUACUGCACACUGAUCUAUAUUUAGUCACUAUCUGUGAAAGCACACCAAUAUCUACCUGCACAGAUAUUCUCAGUGAGAAUAUUAUUGAAAGACUAGGUUUCUCUUUCUUUUCCCUAUUUUUGUUCAUGCCUUAAUUGAGUUAAUAUGAUCUCAAGGUGCUGAAUGUCCUGCUGUAUGUUUACAACAAUGUAUCAGAGUAACAGUGUUUAUGCAUACUGUAUAUGGUAUGGCAAAUUAGCAGGUAAAUGCAAGCAUUCAGAUUCAAAGUUUACAGGCUGAACUUCCAGGAUACUGCACAAAAAAAAUUAAUCUGAUUUCAUUUAAGCACCAUAUUUUGGCAGAAUUUGUGGAGGUUAAACUUUAAGGCAUGAUUUUUUUUUCUGAAAUCAACUUUAAUUAACAGUUAUUAUGAAUAAGGCAAGGAUGUGUAGUUUUGUUUGGAAGUUUGCAUGUAUGACUGUAAGGGUAAAUGAGUGUGUGCGUGUCCAUGACUAUGUGCAAUAAAUCCUGAGCAAAGCAAUGACCCCUAGGAUGUGAACAAAAACAGAAUGUGAACACAGAAAUGUAGGUUUUCUACGAAUGGUUUGCAUAACAUGGAAGAAGGGAAAAGAAAAGGGACUUACUAUUAUUGUUAACAUCAAAAGCAAACUACCAGGAGCAAUUGUAACAACACAGUUCACUGUAAUACUACUGAUAUUGUAUCACUUCAGUUUUUAAAAGUGGAAAUCAAAAGGGCAACAUUUUGUGAAAAUGUCAUCAAAAUUGUGUCACUAAAGAUAAACGAGCAUUUUUAACCGCAGAAAUCCAUUAAAUCUGCCUUGGGACUUUACUUUCUGUUGGCUAUUUGAGCUCUUGAGGCAGUGUCACUGCUUUUGGCAGCAUUAAGGACGACUGCAAAAGCAGACAGGUGUCCUGGACAUAUUACAAUAUAUCUGUGUCUCUCUAUCUCCUCAGGGCUUUGUGUCUCAUAUCCAAACUUGCUGGAAAUGAAACAAUAAACCAGCCCUCAAUCUACUCUUGUAUAAUGGGUGUUACAGUAGGUAAAGAUUUAUGUCAUUACGUAGGAUACAGUACACUGAAAACUUUGUAUGGAAGAGCUUGGGCUUUGGGCUAUCUCCUUCAUUCAAACCUCUUUUACACUACUUGUGACCCAGACAGAUGACAAUAAUCGUUGUUCGUAUAUGUACAUUUUUCAGGGAUGUAAAUAUUUAAAGGUCUGGGUUUUAGUUAAAAAUAAAUCAUCACAAUCAUCUGCCGGACAGAAAAUUAGCCAUUGUGAUAAACUCUGAGCGAGUUGGAAAGUUGCUGUAAAGACAAGUAAUUGUAUUUGUGUUAAUACUGUAUGUGUGUACACUGUACUAUACAAUAAUGACCAAGUGUAUAGAGAAAAAAUAGUAUUGUAUAAGAUUUAUAAUAAGUGUUAUUGUAUAGAGAAGAAGAGAAUCUGUAAUAAAAAGGUGAUCUAUCUAAGAA
Molecule: messenger RNA, 4981 nt
Organism: Labrus mixtus (cuckoo wrasse)
Lineage: Eukaryota; Metazoa; Chordata; Actinopteri; Labriformes; Labridae
Product: G-protein coupled receptor 22-like
Exons: 2
Coding region: 1359-3041 (560 amino acids)
Biological process (GO): G protein-coupled receptor signaling pathway
Cellular component (GO): membrane
Molecular function (GO): G protein-coupled receptor activity; peptide binding
Source: RefSeq, a predicted model, not a curated record